CGUCAUCUUCAGCUCCUCUCUCGCCUUCACGAAAUGGCACGAUUCCACUUGUCCCCACUCAAUCAACGAUCCUACCUGGCUGCCUCCAGUUUCGACACCAGGAACCUGCACAACCCCUUCCAGGACCCCUCAUUCUCACCCGAACCCGAAUAUGGAUCCUCCGUUCCCGUGGCGUCCGAUACAAUUGCAUCUGCACCCACAUCUUCAACAACAAGGACUGCAAACGAGUAUUCACAGAUCUUGUCCAAGGACGACAGAAGCGAUGCCUUAAAAGGCGACCCUAGACCCACAGACUCAAUGUCAUAUCAUAAGGACAGCAAUGCAACCAAUACAACCGAACCUCAGAAUUCCAUACAAGAGCAAGAUCUGGAGCAAGAGCAGGACCAGGACCAGGACCAGGACCAGGACCAGGAGAACCCGUUGACAUAUCUGACCCAAACCCAGAGAGCGGCUGCCCUGGAAAAUCUCGAGAUCGAGAUGAUGGAUAGAGCGCAAACCCUGAGGGCUUCCGUGGCCGUGCUCAUCAACUCACUGAGGUUCAGGAGUGAAGCAGAGCUAAAUCGUCUCCCCGCAGCUGUACGAACCAUGACCGUGGAGGAAUUUUGGUUUUCGUAUGAGGGCAGUGCCAAGGAAUACCUGGAGAGACAGGCAACCAAGAAAUCGGCUGCCAACACCGCAUUCCUGCACGAUAUAGAGGUAAGCAAAAAAUUACAGUGUCGUUGUUCCACAAACGAAUGUCGCUCUUGCCACUUUCUCCAUAGCUUCCAUUACAUAUAUUGAACAGUUUUUUGACAUGAACGCGACCUUUUGUCGCUACUUUGCAGAGAAGCAGCAGGAGUUCUGCUCGGUACAAGCCCUUCCCAGUCGCUUCGCACAGUCAGAGACAACAUCGGCCAAAGCCAUUUGUAGACAUCCGACUUGGCCAGAGUAUCAAGAAGGAAUAAAGUCAAUCUUGUACAUCACCACAUCAAG
Messenger RNA from Gamsiella multidivaricata, 972 nucleotides. RefSeq lists its product as uncharacterized. The coding region runs from base 34 to 780 and encodes 248 amino acids. The record is from RefSeq and is a predicted model, not a curated record. Lineage: Eukaryota; Fungi; Mortierellomycota; Mortierellomycetes; Mortierellales; Mortierellaceae. The transcript is spliced from 2 exons.